AUGAUAUUUGUCAACCUGACAUUAAUCGCACGGGAAGCGGGACAAUCUGCCUCCAUGGGGUUCGACAACGACACCAACCAGACACUCCCGGGGGGGAGCCCGUUGAGCCUGCGCAUCUCGCUUCCGCUCUCAGCGCUGGUGAGCGUUAUCAUUCUUCUGACAGUGUUUGGAAAUGUGCUGGUGGUCAUCGCCGUGUUUACAAGCCGGGCACUGAGGGCACCACAGAACCUGUUCCUGGUGUCUCUGGCGUCGGCGGACAUUUUAGUGGCCACCCUGGUGAUGCCCUUCUCCUUGGCCAAUGAGAUCAUGGGAUAUUGGUACUUUGGGGAGGUGUGGUGUGAGAUCUAUCUGGCCUUAGACGUUCUUUUCUGCACCGCCUCCAUCGCGCACCUCUGUGCCAUCAGCUUGGACCGCUACUGGUCCAUCACGCAGGCUAUUGAAUACAACUUGAAGAGAACUCCGCGCCGCAUCAAGUGCAUCAUCUUCAUCGUUUGGAUCAUCGCGGCAGUUAUAUCCUUCCCGCCGCUAAUCACCAUGGAGAAGGAAAACAGCAAGAAGAACCCCAGUUGCGAGAUAAACACAGACAAGUGGUACGUCAUCUCCUCCUGCAUCGGCUCCUUCUUCCUCCCGUGCGUCAUCAUGGUGUUGGUCUACGUCAGGAUCUACCAGAUUGCCAAAAAGAGGACAAGGGUGCCACCGGGGGACCGGAAACGGACGGACAAGUCAAACGCUAUCCCGACGUCCAACCAGAAGGAGAACGGAGUGGCCGAGGCCGAGAAACUGAAGGAGCACGAGCACAUCGAGCUAAAGGAAGGAGUCGGCGGCAGAGAAGGCGAAGUCAACGGUGUGGACAUUGAAGAGUCGUCUUCUUCUGACCACAAGGUCAACAAUCCCUGCUCAAUUAAAAAAAAAGCCGGCAAAGGCAGAAGCAAAAUCAAGCCUGGAGACGGCGAGGUACAGAAGAAAAGCACCAAAGGGAGCCGCUGGAAGGGUCGUCAAAACCGAGAGAAACGCUUCACCUUCGUCCUGGCGGUGGUCAUCGGCGUGUUCGUCAUUUGCUGGUUCCCCUUCUUCUUCACGUACAUGCUCAUGACGCUGUGCGAGUCUUGCCCCGUCCCGGACACACUUUUCAAGUUCUUCUUCUGGUUUGGCUACUGCAAUAGCGCGCUGAAUCCGAUUAUCUACACCAUCUUCAACAAUGACUUCCGCCGGUCCUUUAAGAAGAUCCUGUGCAAGAGAGACGCGAGACGUUAUGGAUGA
This is a messenger RNA of Nerophis lumbriciformis (worm pipefish), 1260 nucleotides long. The record is from RefSeq and is a predicted model, not a curated record. NCBI's taxonomy places the organism in Eukaryota, Metazoa, Chordata, Actinopteri, Syngnathiformes, Syngnathidae.